AAGUCGAAUUGCGGUGUGACACGUGCAUUCGCGCUCAAUGCCGACCCCGCUAGCGCCCCUGCCGUUCCCGCAGAAACGGCCAGUUUGUUUACGACGUAAUGAGGCACGAACCAUCUGGAGUAGACCACCCCAACUGCUCCGCCUACUAUGCCAGACAUGUCCCUGCUAUAGCUCGCACACGUUCCAACUCCAUCGCUCUGGGCCACCGCCCCCAACAUAGCACCUGCACCUUUUACUGUCGCUGCUGCCGUCGCAAUGGCUGCGCCUGCGCCAGGCCCCGCCGCAGGGCAUCGCCGUCACAAGUCGGCCUCGGUGCUCAAGUCGAUCAUCGGACAGCAUAAGCGCUCACCAUCUGACGGCACCGCGCUGAAGGCUGCGCAGUCUACUACCCCGUACAUUCCUAUGCCGUCCGCGACCAUGAACGCGCCGCUGUUACCGCCCGACCACCCGCACAGCGUAUCGCGGGCUGCCAACAAUCAGCUCGAGAACCUCCCUUUCCUGCCACCGUCGCCGCGCAAACAGUCGCACGACACUCGCAGCUCGAGUCCAAGAAAGGGUCUGCACAAGAAGACGCUCAGUACUGUGUCGCUGCGAUCGCUGGGCAAGGACAAGGCUAAGGAGAAACAAUCGCAGGAGGAUGAGGCAGUACUCGAGAAAUCGAAGAAGAUGAAGUCAUCAACUAACCUGGCGUCCAUGUUCGGCAAGAGCAAGUCGCGAAAGCUUGCACAGUCGCCCAGCAAGGACAAGGAGAACACCGCCCCUUUCUUGCAACCGAUGGCGUCUGAACCAGCGCCAACUCCUAUCUGGGCGCAAUUCAGCUCGCAGCCUCUGCAAGACGUCACAACUACACAUAAGGUCCCGCUCAACGACCAGCGCCGGAGCCUUGAGGGCGAGAUCAACCGUUUUACCCCGCAGAACUACUCGCCUUCGAAACAGCGCGACUUCUUCGAGGUAGGUCAACCUUCUCUACAGAAGCGACCUAUUCCAAAAGAACGACCGAAGUCUAUGCACAUUCCCAUGUCCACAGCAUCGCUACUCGACACAUUCACACGCAAAAAGAGCACCGAUCGACCUCCGUUGACAGCGGCGCAGGGGAAUGGAGAGAGAACACGAGACAGCUCUCCAUCGAAAAGCAAGUCUGCAAGGCCCGCACUUGAGCGCGCGAGCACAGAUAUCGGCAGACGGCCUGUGGGAAACGAAGUAGCGGAACCACCACCAGCAAGUCCAACAAAGAAGCCUAACAGGGUCAUGGCUGCGGUCGCUGCUUUCAAUGGCAGGUCAAAGCAACCAGACGCUCCGCCGGUAACGCCUACAAAAGAGCUCGACCCGAAGGUUGUAGAUCUUGAGUUCGAGGAGGUGCUGGAAUCGCGAAACAUUCCUACACAUCAGCGCGCUGCGAUGCGAACCCUAAAGAUCGAGGUCAAGGCCGACUUCGUGCGAACGCACAAACUAGAUACACCGCGGUUGUCCACAACAUCCUUUCCUUCGAUAGGGGAAAGUGAAGACAGGAGCGCUCCAAAGCACCAAUCUUCGAAGUCCACCAAGUCAAGGAAUGACUCCGCUCAAGAAGAGAUGUCGUCAUCGCAGACGAGUAAAGCAGACGGCUCAAAACGCGAGCGUCCGACGAGCAGGACUUUCACAUUCAACAGAAGCAACUCUCCCACGAAGAAGCAGCGAGCCACGGAACUCGGCGCGACUGCAAAGCCUCCUAGUCCAAUCCCAAAAUCUCCCUCUUCCAGAUCCCUGCACUCGGACGCAGCUUCUAAUAGAUCUGUCUCUAACAGCUCAAAGACAUUGAAGUCUGCAGAAUUCAUCAACUACCUGAAGAAGACAUCAAAGCCUCAAGACGUGGAAGUUGGCAAGCUGCACAAACUUCGGUUGCUGCUACGGAACGAAACGGUCGACUGGGUCGAUACAUUCAUUCAAGACGGCGGCAUGCUGGAGCUUGUGAGUCUGCUCCACCGAAUCAUGGAAAUUGAAUGGCGCGAAGAUCACGAAGACACACUCCUCCACGAGCUCCUUCGUUGCCUGAAAGGCCUCUGCACGACAGACAGCGCCCUGAGGCAGCUCGCCAGCAUUUCCUCCACUCUUUAUCCAGCGCUCAUCGGUAUGCUCUUUGAUGAAGAGCACAAGGGUCCUAGCGAGUUCACCACUCGUGAGCUCAUCAUCCAAAUCUUCUUCGCUCACAUCGACAUGGCAUCUGAGACUGAACUUGCUUCACGCGCCGCAGAGCUCCUCACAUACCUCCGCGACCCCGUCAAAGAGAAGGAAUCUUCCACUAUUCCGUUCAUUCUGCAGAUGCAUACAUCCCGCCCGUACCAGAUAUGGUGUAAGGAAAUGACGAACGUCACUAAGGAAGUUUUCUGGAUCUUCAUUCACCACUUGAACGUUGUUCCCAUGCCGUCUGCGCCCUCCACGGAUUUGUCGGCGAAGAACUACGCCAAGAAACACUUCCCCGGUCCUCGCGCUAUCGUCCCUGCUGCUCCCUACGUUGGUGGCGUAGAGUGGGACGCAACAAACUACCUAGCGACUCACAUUGAUCUCCUUAACGGGCUUCUCGCUUCAUUGCCAACCCGGGAAGCUCGCAACCAGCUUCGCGAAGACCUCCGCAUCUCAGGAUUCGAGAAGCUUAUGGGGCAGUUGCGCGCGUGUAACCCCAAGUACUACGGUGCUGUCCAUGAUAGCAUCAAAGUAUGGAUUGGCGCUGGACUCGAUGACGAAUGGGAUGUCAAGCCUGUCAGGAUGGGCAGUGGAGACAAGAACAACAGCAGCACAAGUCCAGUGAAAAUGAGUCCGAAGAAGAAGGCCGAGCCCGCGCCGCAGAUCGAAGUCCCAAAGCUCGACCUUGGGCUCGCAUUUGACAGGGAGAUCGACAUUGGCGGCCCUGUUGGGGGGAAGGACGACGACUGGAUCUGAGACCUCGACCCGGAGUCGUUGGAUCAAAUAGCAGCUGUACUUUUUUUACUUUGUCUUGGCGCCGGAUUGGAUAUGUUCCGGGUACUUCAUUGCCGCUGUCAUGCUGUACUUCCUCUGCUCGGCAUCCAGCACACUUACGAUUACUGACGAAUAUGACGAUUGGGAUAGCGAGCUCCCACCUUUUUC
This is a messenger RNA of Boeremia exigua, 3102 nucleotides long. RefSeq names its product GTPase binding protein-like protein Rid1. Gene Ontology annotation, biological process: actin cytoskeleton organization. Gene Ontology annotation, molecular function: actin binding; small GTPase binding. Lineage: Eukaryota; Fungi; Ascomycota; Dothideomycetes; Pleosporales; Didymellaceae. The record is from RefSeq and is a predicted model, not a curated record. Bases 256 to 2916 code for a protein of 886 amino acids. The transcript is spliced from 2 exons.